Saccharomyces paradoxus is the source of this 2067-nucleotide messenger RNA. It is a transcript of the gene STE12, whose product is annotated as homeodomain family transcription factor STE12. The record is from RefSeq and is a predicted model, not a curated record. The transcript has a single exon. The coding region runs from base 1 to 2067 and encodes 688 amino acids. Gene Ontology annotation, biological process: regulation of pseudohyphal growth; regulation of DNA-templated transcription; sexual reproduction. Gene Ontology annotation, molecular function: DNA-binding transcription factor activity. Gene Ontology annotation, cellular component: nucleus; Ste12p-Dig1p-Dig2p complex; Tec1p-Ste12p-Dig1p complex. NCBI's taxonomy places the organism in Eukaryota, Fungi, Ascomycota, Saccharomycetes, Saccharomycetales, Saccharomycetaceae.
AUGAAAGUCCAAAUAACCAAUAGUAGAACAGAGGAAAUCUUAAAAGUUCAAACCAAUAAUGAAAGUGACGAAGUCAGUAAAGCUACUCCAAGCGAAGUUGAGGAAUCGCUGAGAUUAAUUGACGAUCUAAAAUUCUUUUUAGCCACAGCGCCGGUAAAUUGGCAAGAAAACCAAAUCAUAAGGCGUUACUAUCUGAAUAGUGGACAAGGCUUUGUCUCUUGUGUAUUUUGGAACAAUCUAUACUAUAUCACAGGUACUGAUAUUGUCAAAUGUUGUCUUUACAGAAUGCAAAAGUUUGGAAGAGAAGUAGUUCAAAAGAAAAAAUUCGAAGAGGGUAUUUUUUCAGAUUUAAGAAAUCUUAAAUGUGGUAUAGAUGCCACUUUAGAACAACCAAAAUCUGAAUUUUUAUCCUUUCUAUUUAGAAAUAUGUGUCUGAAAACUCAAAAAAAGCAGAAGGUGUUUUUUUGGUUCAGUGUAGCACAUGACAAGUUAUUUGCAGAUGCAUUGGAAAGAGAUUUAAAAAGGGAAAGUUUGAAUCAGCCUUCAACGACCAGGUCCGUUAAUGAGCCUGCUUUAUCAUUUUCGUAUGAUUCUUCCUCUGAUAAGCCUCUUUAUGAUCAGCUGCUCCAACAUUUAGAUUCUAGAAGGCCGUCUAGUGCAACAAAAUCUGAUAAUUCCCCAUCAAAAUUGGAGAGCGAGAACUUCAAGGAUACUGAGUUGGUAACUGUAACUAAUCAGCCACUUUUGGGCGUUGGUCUUAUCGAUGAUGAUACGCCAGAAUCCCCCUCUCAGAUUAAUGAUUUCAUUCCUCAGAAAUUAAUCGUAGAACCAAAUACUCUGGAAUUGAAUAGUCUCGCAGAAGAAACAUCACAUGCUUUGCCUAAGAACGCCGCUAAGGGCAGAGACGAAGAAGAUUUUCCUCUCGACUAUUUCCCUGUAUCUGUUGAAUAUCCUACAGAGGAAAACGCGUUUGAUCCAUUCCCUCAACAGGCUUUCACGCCCGCUGCCCCUUCCAUGCCUAUUUCCUAUGAUAAUGUGAGUGAAAGGGAUUCUAUGCCCGUAAAUUCUCUUCUCAAUAGAUACCCCUAUCAAUUAUCGGUGGCGCCCACCUUUCCUGUGCCACCAUCAUCAUCAAGGCAGCAUUUUAUGACAAAUAGGGAUUUUUAUUCUUCCAACAAUAACAAGGAGAAGUUGGCAUCUCCUAGCGACCCUACCAGCUAUAUGAAAUAUGACGAACCUGUCAUAGAUUUUGAAGAAUCUCGAGUAAACGAAAACUGUACGAAUGCUAAAUCCCAUAACUCAGGCCAACAAACAAAGCAACAUCAACUAUAUCCGAAUAACUUCCAGCAACCUUAUCCAAACGGAAUGGUUCCAGGAUAUUAUCCAAAAAUGCCGUACAAUCCCAUGGUGGGGGAUCCUUUACUUGAUCAAGCCUUCUAUGGUGCGGACGAUCUUUUCUUCCCCCCAGAAGGAUGUGAUAAUAACAUGCUGUAUCCACAGACAGCGACCUCAUGGAACCUUUUGCCUCCUCAAGCUAUGCAACCGGCUCCAACGUAUGUUCCGAGACCAUACACACCGAAUUACAGAUCGACACCAGGUUCAGCGAUGUUCCCAUAUAUGCAAAGUUCGAAUUCAAUGCAGUGGAACACCGCUGUUUCACCAUAUAGUUCGAGAGCGCCAUCUACUACUGCUAAAAACUACCCUCCUAGUACAUUUUAUUCUCAAAAUAUGAAUCAGUAUCCACGGCGAAGAACUGUGGGAAUGAAGUCUUCGCAAGGAAAUGUCCCAACAGGUAAUAAACAAUCUGUGGGCAAGUCUGCAAAAAUUUCAAAGCCUUUACAUAUUAAGACUAGCGCUUAUCAGAAGCAAUAUAAAAUCAACUUAGAAACGAAAACUAGGUCAAGUGCUGGCGAUGAAGAUUCUGCUCAUCCUGAUAAGAGUAAAGAAAUUUCGAUGCCCACCCCGGAUUCAAAUACUUUGGUGAUUCAGUCGGAAGAAGAUGGAGUUGAUUCACCUGAAGUAGAAACAAAUGGAAGGUCAAAUAAAAAUCUUACGGAUGCAACCUGA